AAAUUUAACCUCCUUCCGAAAAAUGUUGAUUUCUAUUUCUUGCAAGAUAUCACUAGCCACCAUUCCUUUAGCUUCACUCAAAUCCCAUUCUUUCUCUACUUUAAGUUCUAUAGAUACACCUCAAAACAAGCAUACAUGUUAACGCAAUCCAAAAACACUCGUUGCAGGAAGACAACAGAAAGUUCACAGCUAAUGGAGAUUAAAGUAGCCGAAAACGGGAACGAAAAGCUGCCUCUUCUUCGAGAUUUCCCUAUUCCUAACACCGAAGAGAAAAACCUGAUACAGAAAGCAAUUAGUCAGACAUUUAAAAGCACGGCCCAUUUAGCCAAUCUGUUACCUACUGGAACAGUUCUUGCAUUCCAACUUCUGUCACCCAUUUUCUCAAAUCAAGGCAACUGCGACCCAGUUAGCAGGUUCAUGACAGCCGGAUUAGUAUCCCUCUGCGGACUAUCAUGUUUCCUGUCAAGCUUUACAGAUAGCGUCAGAGACGAGAAUGGGAAUGUCUCUUAUGGGUUUGCUACGGUUCAUGGAUUAUGGAUUAUUGAUGGGUCAACAACUAUUUCACCUGAAAUUGCUACAAAGUACAGGCUAAAAUUUAUAGAUUUCAUGCACGCAAUUAUGUCAAUUCUUGUAUUUUCGGCUAUUGCAUUGUUUGAUCAGAAUGUCGUGGCUUGUUUCUAUCCAACACCAUCAGCUGAGACACAAGAGCUGCUUACGACGUUGCCGGUUGGAAUUGGUAUGAUUUGCAGUAUGUUGUUUGUUGUGUUUCCCACUCAGCGCCAUGGAAUUGGCUUCCCUAUUUCUGCUAUUUGACACUUUCUCUUUUUGUGUGUUCUUUCUAAGUGAUCAUGGUUUCUUUUCUUGUUCACUUGUAUAAAUUACAUCAUUCUUUUCUCUUUUAAUACAACAUACGAAUGUUUGUUCCUGCGAAAUCGUCUGUGGCCGUUAUUGCUAUUAUUAUAAUACAACAAUUGGAAGAAAAAUCCUUUUCUUUUCGCCUUCUCAA
Ricinus communis (castor bean) is the source of this 1006-nucleotide messenger RNA. RefSeq names its product protein DMP6. Gene Ontology annotation, biological process: endomembrane system organization. Lineage: Eukaryota; Viridiplantae; Streptophyta; Magnoliopsida; Malpighiales; Euphorbiaceae. The transcript has a single exon. The record is from RefSeq and is a predicted model, not a curated record. The coding region runs from base 136 to 813 and encodes 225 amino acids.